Messenger RNA from Striga asiatica, 2010 nucleotides. The record is from the annotation of a GenBank genome assembly. Lineage: Eukaryota; Viridiplantae; Streptophyta; Magnoliopsida; Lamiales; Orobanchaceae.
AUGAUGGGCAGCCUCCUUCAGAUCAGGCGAUCUUCACCAUCAUCCAGCAGGCUCGCUCUCACUGCGCUCAGCCAUUUGCUCUCUGGGAAACCACUCUCUGUUUCCUCUAAUGCCCUCAUAUCUCCGCAAAUUCACACUUAUGCCACUGAAUCCCCUCUGGUCAGGCCUUCUUCGCCGGCGUUUGGGCUGACGAGGGGUUUCCAUUCGAGCCUGGCUCUGCGGGCCGGGUUUGCCGUGGCCGAUUAUUCUGAUGCCGAUGAGAAAAGGGACUCUUCCAGCGAAUCAUCGGAUGAAGGGCUUGAGAUCUCGAAGCUUGGGAUUUCGCAGGAUAUUGUCUCGGCCCUGGCGAGUAGGGGUAUUAAGAAGCUUUUCCCGAUUCAGGUCCAAUUCCAGAAAACUGAAUCUUUUGCAUUUGGUGUUAAUUCUGUGGUGAGGGCAGUUUUGGAACCUGCCAUGCAGGGACGUGACAUGAUUGGGCGGGCAAGAACUGGGACAGGGAAGACACUAGCUUUUGGGAUCCCUAUCAUGGAUAAAAUCAUAAAAUUCAAUGAGAAAAAUGGCAAGGGCAGAGAUCCUUUGGCACUUAUUCUGGCUCCUACCAGGGAACUUGCUAAACAAGUGGACAUAGAAUUUGCUGAGUCUGCCAAAGAACUAGAUACAUUAUGUGUUUAUGGGGGUGUUCAAAUAGCUCGUCAAAUGAGUACUCUGGACCGUGGUGUUGAUGUGGUUGUUGGGACCCCUGGCCGUGUCAUUGAUUUGAUCAAGCGUGGGGCCCUGAAUUUGUCAAAAGUGCAAUAUGUUGUCCUUGACGAGGCUGAUCAGAUGCUUAAUGUGGGAUUUGCUGAUGAUGUUGAGACUAUCUUGGGAUAUAUUACGCAGAAGCAUCAGACAAUGAUGUUUUCAGCUACAAUGCCAAACUGGAUCCAGAAACUUAUUCAGAAAUUCUUGAAAAAUCCAGUUACCAUCGACCUUGUGGGAGAAAAUGAUCAGAAAUUAGCUGAUGGGAUUUCCUUGUAUUCAAUUGCAUCUGACUUGAGAGAGAAACCAGCAAUACUUAGCCCUCUGAUAACUGAGCAUGGAAAAGGAGGUAAAUGUAUUGUAUUUACCCAAACAAAGCGUGAUGCCGAUCGAUUGGCGUAUGCGAUGCAAAAGACUUUUAAAUGCGAACCACUGCAUGGUGAUAUUUCACAGAACCAAAGGGAGAGAACUCUGUCUUUCUUUCGGGAUGGCCGAAUCAAUGUUUUAGUGGCAACUGAUGUGGCAGCCCGUGGUCUUGACGUGCCAAAUGUUGAUCUGGUGAUACACUAUGAAAUUCCGAAUACCCCGGAGACUUUCGUCCAUCGAUCUGGACGAACAGGUCGUGCUGGGAAGAAAGGUACCGCAAUUCUUAUGUAUACAGCCCACGAACGUAGGGAUGUCAAAAUAAUCGAACGUGAUGUAGGAUGCCAGUUCAAUGAGGUGAGCUACAUCUUUAAGCUCCCGAAGAUAGAUGUUGAACCUGGGUCCUUGGCCAUGUAUGGUGGCAUUGGAGGGGGUAGUCGUUUUGGUUCUGGUGGAAGAAUGGGAGGUGGCCGUUUUGGUGAUUCCGGUUUUGGACGUUCAGGCGGAUUUGGUGAUUCUGGAUUUGGACGCUCUGGAGGUUCCGGUGGUGGUUAUGGUGGUUCCGGUGGUGGUAGGUCGGGUGGUUAUGGAGGUUCCGGUGGUGGUUAUGGUGGUUCUGGUGGUGGUUAUGGAGGUUCCGGUGGUGGCAGAUCGGGUGGUUAUGGAGGUUCAGGGGGUGGAGGUUUUGGAUCAGGCCUUGGUGGGCCAGCUAGGAACAGUGGAUUUGGAAGCGGAGGUCGCUCGAGUGGAUUUGGCAGUGGUGGUCGCUCGAGCGGCUUUGGGGAAUUUGAUUCGAGUAGAUUUGGCAGUUCGCAAUCUGGUCAAAGUUCCCGUUCGACUCGGUUUGGCGAUUUUGGUGGUGACAGUAAGCGUGAUAAGAGGAGUUCGGGUUUAGAUUUUGAUUUCUGA